AUGUUGGAUGUCGUCAUUGGGAAGCACUGGCGGUGCCUGGAGUCGCCUCCGCCGUGGAGAAUGGACGAGCCCCGGCUGCAAGGGCGAACCGCUGCGCCGUCAGACCGCUCUCUGCAUGAACAGUGUGACCACAGACUCGACACUCGCCUGACGCCGACUCAUAUUCUAAUGAAGCUUCAUUUCCUCGUGUCCCCAUCAAACAGCACUGACAUCAUCGUCAGCUCAUCCUCAGCAGCAUCCUGGCAGCCUUUCACACAAUGUGAUUCUACAAACGACAACAUACUGGAGGACGGUAUAAGUACAGUCAACAAGAGGCACUGCCGCACUUUUGACUCCAGGUCGUUAGAAUACCCUAAAAUCCACAAAUACACCAUGGAGUCCCCUUUCAGAAAGGCAGAGAGACAUGCAGCCAACCCAGAAGUGGCCUGGAACGCCCUGGGCCGCCAGCAGAGGGAGAAAAGGGAGGGAAUCGCAGAGGACCCCUCGGGAAGCCCGAUGGAGGCCUGA
Messenger RNA from Knipowitschia caucasica, 507 nucleotides. Lineage: Eukaryota; Metazoa; Chordata; Actinopteri; Gobiiformes; Gobiidae. The record is from the annotation of a GenBank genome assembly.